This is a messenger RNA of Panicum virgatum (switchgrass), 770 nucleotides long. RefSeq lists its product as uncharacterized. The transcript has 2 exons. The record is from RefSeq and is a predicted model, not a curated record. Lineage: Eukaryota; Viridiplantae; Streptophyta; Magnoliopsida; Poales; Poaceae. Bases 16 to 585 code for a protein of 189 amino acids.
CAGCUCCCGGCGCCCAUGCCGCACGCCCAUGCCAGCGACGACUCCACACGUCGGCGAUCCUCGGCCUCCGCUCGAGCGCGUCCUUAUCCUCUCCCCGAGGCCACGUUGCCCUUUCGCCUUUCCUCUUCUCCUUCCUCGAGCUCGAGACGAGCAGAGCCGAGCGGAGCGCCGUCGACGUCGCGCCGACCACCCCUCGCUUUCCCGCCCCGUUUCCACUCCCCACAGCCGAUUCGCCUCGCCCCGAAGCUCCGCAGCCUCUCCACGAGCCCGACCGAGCCUCUCCCCGGCCGAAUCGGCCCGGCGCCGCGCCAUGGCCGCUACGGCCACGAGCUGAGCACCAAGCCGCCGCUCCCCUUCUAUGCCACUGUCGCCAUCGCCGGCCACCCCAAGCCCAUGUGCCGCGCCUCUGCGAGCCACUGCGCGCCGCGGACGCCCUUGGCCAGGCUGAUCUCCGCGCCGCUCCGCUGCGCCGUCGACCGGCCUCGCCGCUGGCAGGAACGCCGCUCGCCAUGGCCGCCGUUUGUCCUGCACGUCGAGCCCUUCCUCCGGUUCUCCUCCGCCCGAAUCAAAGCCGUGGUACGCUAGAUGUGUGACGCGUGGAACUGAAGGGUGAUGUUGGAGUCGAUCCAGAAGAUGGUGUAUUGAUGAACCGACCCAGAAGAUGGAAGGACCGACUGGAGUGCAUGCUUGGACUGGGAUGAUGUCAAGCCGGUGCAAGACUACAAGCUAACUAACUGACUUUGUGUCAAACCCAGGCAAGCCCCGGAGCA